AUGUUAUCUGCUUAUUUAGCAGCACGUGAAAAGUUCAAUGAACAUAUUGAACCAUUAACGAUACAUAAAAAAAAUCAAAAAAAAUCACUUGAAAAUGCGUCAACAUUAUAUUUGAAGCAAUUGUUAUUGCAUAAACAACAAAAAAGUGUUUUUCAAUCAUCAUCAGAAUUCUAUCGAAAAUCACAAUCAAAACGUUUCAAAAACGAACAAUAUUUAUAUAGUCAACAAUGUAAACCACUAUCCAUACCUCAAUUAUCUAUAAUAAAACUAUCAACUCAACCAACAUUAAAUGUUCAUAUAUUGAAACAAUGUCACCUCAUCGGACAAUUUGAUUGUAAAUUUUUAAUAUGUAAAUACAUUGAAAAUCACAAACAACAUUUAAUUGUGUUUGAUCAGCAUGCAUUAUCUGAACGAAUUUUACUUGAAAAUUUACAAGAAUAUUUUUCACAAUCAAAUCAUAUACAGCAAUUCACAUUUUUAAAUCCAAAAUUUAUCAAAUAUAAUCCAAAAUUUUUGUUUACACAAGAUCAGAUUCAGUUACUUAAAAAUGUCGGCUUUGAUUUAUUGUUAACCGUCAAUGGUUUACUUGUUCGUUGUGUACCUGGAUGGCUGUUAACAAUGGGACAACGCCGUCGUUGUCAUCAUAAUGAUAAAUCAAUUGAUGUCAUUAUUGAACAAUGUAUCGAAGAUAUUCUAUUAGAAACAACAAACAAUGGAGUGAUGUAUGAAACAUUAAAAUCGCUCGCAUGUCAUAAUGCAAUUAAAUUUAAUGAUUAUUUAUCGAAAACUGAAUGUAAAACUCUGUUACAAGAAUUAAGGGAUUGUAAAAUGCCGUUUAUAUGUGCACAUGGUAGAACAUCCGGUUCAUUAUUAUGGGAAUAUGAUAUGAGACAACAGGAUGAAUAUAAAGCGGAUAUUAAUGAAUUAACCAGUUUAGUGUCAGUGCAUAAAUGGUUAAAAAUAACAUCGAAGAAAUAUGAAAAAAGCAAGUGA
Molecule: messenger RNA, 993 nt
Organism: Didymodactylos carnosus
Lineage: Eukaryota; Metazoa; Rotifera; Eurotatoria; Philodinida; Philodinidae
Source: the annotation of a GenBank genome assembly